Trifolium pratense (red clover) is the source of this 659-nucleotide messenger RNA. RefSeq lists its product as uncharacterized. The coding region runs from base 93 to 455 and encodes 120 amino acids. The record is from RefSeq and is a predicted model, not a curated record. The transcript is spliced from 3 exons. Lineage: Eukaryota; Viridiplantae; Streptophyta; Magnoliopsida; Fabales; Fabaceae.
UCAUUUACUAACAUUUUAUUAUACACUAUAUAAUGACAAAAUUGAUGAGCAAAAUAAGAUCAUACUAGCACUACUCAUAUCAUUGUAAGAAUAUGGAGUCCCAAAGCUUCACUCAAGAGCAAGGGAAUGUACAAGCUCAAGAAAAAGCUUCAGGCCUGGGCUUGGGUAAUGUGUUGUGCAAGACUGGUAAAGGUUGGACAUGUGUUAUAACUAGGACUGAUGGGCCUGAUGCUGGCAAAGUUUUCGUUAAAUGCGGUGAAAAUUGCACCUGCACACUUGAUGGUGGAGCUGUGUCACCCAACAUUGAGAGUAGCAGUGACAAUGGCAGUGAAACAUUCUGCAAGUGUGGUGAAGGAUGGAGUUGUUCCAUUUUCAGGACUGAAGGUCCUGAUGCAGACUCAGGCAAAGGCUUUGCUGAAUGCACAGAACAAUAUAAGUGUGCUUGUAAAUGUUGAUGAACAAAUGUGCCCUAUUCUGCUAUUUGGGUUAGAAAAAUAAUUUGUACCAAAUAAAGGGAUUAUCAUCGGUUAUGAAGUUUGGUUUGCAGCAAAUUUUUAAUUAGUAUGUGUUUGGACUUUGGUGAACUCAUUUUGUAAUGCAAUGCAUAUGGAGAAAUUUCUGUUGUCUAUUAGAAUUUCAAAUUUGAAUACUUAUUAGCA